ACAGCGUGUCCUUUUCCUCUUCAUACUCCUCUUCUUCCGCUGCUGAUACAGGCAGGACUAUUUAGUUGAUACCCACGAACUUUUUUUCAUCACUCGUCCAGUCCGUAUCCAUAACCAAUUGUCAAAAUGGUUCAGUCCGCAGUUCUCGGUUUCCCCCGUAUGGGUGUUAACCGUGACCUGAAGAAGGCCACCGAAGCUUACUGGAGUGGAAAGCUCUCUCAGACCGAGCUCCUUGCUGAGGCCAAGAGACUUCGUCUGGCCCACUGGAAGAUCCAGAAGGAUGCCGGCGUUGACAUCAUCCCCAGCAACGACUUCGCCCUGUACGACCAGGUUCUCUCUCACAUCCAGGACUUUGGUGCUGUUCCUGAGCGAUACACCAAGGAUGGCCUUGACACUGUUGACCAGUACUUCGCCAUGGGCCGUGGCCACCAGAAGGGAGGCAUCGAUGUCCCCAGUCUGGAGAUGGUCAAGUGGUUCGACUCCAACUACCACUACGUCAAGCCUACCCUCCAGGACGGCCAGGUCUUCAAGCUGACCGCCACCCCCAAGGCCGUUGCUGAGUUCAACGAGGCCAAGGAGGCUGGCGUCGUCACCCGCCCCGUCCUGGUUGGCCCCGUGAGCUUCCUGCACCUCGGAAAGGCCGACCGUGGCCAGACCGUCGACCCCAUCGACCUGCUCGACAGCCUUCUGCCUGUCUACGAGCAGCUCCUCGUCCAGCUCAAGGAGGCUGGCGCUGAGACUGUCCAGAUCGACGAGCCCGUCCUCGUCUUCGAUCUCCCUGCCAAGACCAAGGCUGCUUUCAAGCCCGCCUAUGAGAAGUUCGCCAGCCUCGGUGACAAGAUCCCCAAGCUGGUCUUCACCACCUACUUCGGUGACAUCGUCCACAACCUUGACCUCCUCCCCAAGGACAUCUAUGCCAUCCACAUUGACCUUGUCCGCAACCCCGAGCAGCUCGACACUGUUCUCGGUGCUCUUGGUCCCAAGACCAUCCUGUCCGCUGGUGUUGUCGACGGACGAAACAUCUGGAAGACCAACCUGAAGCGCGCCAUCGAGAUUGUUGAGGGCGCUAUCCAGAAGCUCGGCAAGGACCGUGUCAUUGUCGCCACUUCCUCCUCUCUCCUUCACACUCCUCACACCCUGGCCAGCGAGAAGAAGCUGGACGCUGAAAUCGCCGACUGGUUCUCCUUCGCCUCUGAGAAGGUCGUCGAGAUUGCCGUCAUUGCCAAGGCUGUGACUGAGGGCCCUGCCGCUGUCCGUGAGCAGCUCGAGGCCAAUGCCAAGUCCAUCCAGGCUCGUGCCACCUCUCCCCGCACCAACGACCCCAAGGUCAAGGAGCGCCAGUCCAAGAUUGUCCCUGCCGACUACAACCGCAAGUCUGAGUUCCCUGCUCGUAUUGAUGCUCAGCAGAAGAAGCUCAACCUCCCCCUCUUCCCCACCACCACCAUUGGUUCCUUCCCCCAGACCAAGGAGAUCCGUCUGUCACGAAACAAGUUGACCAAGGGCGAGAUCACCGCCCAGGAGUACGACUCCUUCAUUGAGCAGGAGAUCCGGGACAACGUCAAGAUCCAGGAGGAGCUUGGCAUUGACGUCUUCGUCCACGGUGAGCCUGAGCGUAACGACAUGGUCCAGUACUUCGGUGAGCGCCUGGACGGCUAUGCCUUCACCACCCACGCUUGGGUUCAGAGCUACGGCUCUCGAUGCGUCCGACCCCCCAUCAUUGUCGGUGACAUCUCCCGUCCCGCCCCCAUGACCGUCAAGGAGUCCAAGUACGCCGUCUCCGUCUCCAGCAAGCCCAUGAAGGGUAUGCUGACUGGACCCGUCACUUGCUUGCGAUGGUCUUUCCCUCGUGACGAUAUCCACCAGUCCGUCCAGGCCGAGCAGCUUGCUCUGGCUCUCCGUGACGAGGUCGUCGACCUCGAGAAGGCUGGCGUUGACGUCAUCCAGGUCGAUGAGCCUGCUCUCCGUGAGGGUCUCCCUCUCCGCUCCGGCACUGAGCGUGAUGCCUACCUCAAGUGGGCUGUCAACGCUUUCCGCCUGUCCACCACCGGUGUCGAGGACUCCACUCAGAUCCACUCUCACUUCUGCUACUCUGAGUUCCAGGACUUCUUCCACGCCAUUGCUGCCCUCGAUGCCGACGUUCUGUCCAUUGAGAACAGCAAGUCUGAUGCCAAGCUGCUGAGCGUCUUCGUCGACUCUGCCUACCCCCGCCACAUCGGACCUGGUGUCUACGACAUCCACUCUCCUCGUGUUCCCAGCGAGCAGGAGAUCAAGGACCGCAUCGAGGAGAUGCUUCAGUACCUCAAGCCUGAGCAGCUCUGGAUCAACCCCGACUGCGGUCUCAAGACGCGCCAGUGGAAGGAGACCAAGGAGGCUCUGGCCAACAUGAUCGCCGCCACCAAGUACUUCCGUGCCAAGUACGCCAAAUAAACAAAUCACUUUGUUUUAAUAAUUCCUACGAUUGCGACGUAGGAUGGCCUGGCUUUAGUGGCAGCAACAUUCAACCAUGUUGCGCCUGUAGCCAGGUACGAUUUCAACAUCGGCGUUUGGGCAUGGUUUAGGUGACAAAGACGGGUUAUUACGGCACCCACCAAAAAAAGGUUCUUUUCAUCGCUUGGGAUUUCGGAAAGGUCGGUUGGGCGAGCAUUCAACAUAUGCAUUUGUGCGUUGAUUCUCCUGAUUAGGAGAAAAGCAUUGGGGGGGGUUUAUCAUAGUUUCAUAAGGAUGGUUAUCCAAAAAGUCUUCAACAAGGCGUUCAUGAGGUGAGAUGAAAUGAAAGGGAAAUGAGUUUUAUGAGGUUGUUAUGAGGUUGGUAGUAAAUAGAUACCCCGAUUCAACCUGGGAAAAUGAGAAGAAAUUUAAACCUGGUGAAUAUUAACU
Molecule: messenger RNA, 2877 nt
Organism: Trichoderma virens Gv29-8
Lineage: Eukaryota; Fungi; Ascomycota; Sordariomycetes; Hypocreales; Hypocreaceae
Exons: 4
Coding region: 127-2427 (766 amino acids)
Molecular function (GO): 5-methyltetrahydropteroyltriglutamate-homocysteine S-methyltransferase activity; zinc ion binding
Source: RefSeq, a predicted model, not a curated record